AUGGGCGCCGAGACGCAGACCUUACGAUUCAGCACCAUUGCACUGCACCCCGUAUAUGGUGGCGGCCAAACCGCCUCCAGCCCUCGCAUCCGCGCUUUACAAAGCCAGCUGAAUCCCCCCUACGACGACUCGUACGCACUGCAACGGCGGCAAGGUACCACGGCAUCCAGUGGCGGCGAUCGCGACGGCUGCGCGGCGGCGGGCUGCCUGCCUGUGGCGGGGUGGUACGGGGAGGGCGCCACGGCGGGGUGCUGA
This is a messenger RNA of Pseudogymnoascus destructans, 255 nucleotides long. RefSeq lists its product as uncharacterized. The transcript is spliced from 2 exons. The coding region runs from base 1 to 255 and encodes 84 amino acids. NCBI's taxonomy places the organism in Eukaryota, Fungi, Ascomycota, Leotiomycetes, Thelebolales, Thelebolaceae. The record is from RefSeq and is a predicted model, not a curated record.